Molecule: messenger RNA, 4032 nt
Organism: Pieris rapae (cabbage white)
Lineage: Eukaryota; Metazoa; Arthropoda; Insecta; Lepidoptera; Pieridae
Exons: 17
Coding region: 377-2890 (837 amino acids)
Molecular function (GO): protein binding; DNA binding
Source: RefSeq, a predicted model, not a curated record
AAAAUGUGGCGUCUGUCUAGCGGAUGUUGUUUAUGAUUUUCUGAACGACAUUUUCUCUGGGAAAUAAAGUUGACGUAUAUUAAUAUAAUUCUCUGAUAAAAUAUAAUCUAAAUGUCUGUAUAUGGUGUGUAAUCGUAUAAAAAUAUUAAUGAAAUAACGUUUAUGGUACUCUAAAACAGCGAUCUACGUGUCGCCUGCUAGUAUUACUUGAAGUUUUUUUACUGACAAUAUUAGCGGGAAAUCGCCUUAGUGACGCGCACAACAGUCCAGAACCUCUGUUUCUAAUUUAUUCGUACUGUGGCCUGGUGUAGUUUAGUGAUUGUAAUGUGGUUAUACAAGGCCUGAGACUAGGAUUGUGAUAUAAUUAGAAUUGACAAUGUCGAAUGAAAUGGCGGUUGGCGAUAAGGUGUCUAAGGAUGCUACUGUUUGUAGUGAUGUGGUUGUAGAAGAGGCUACACAUACUAAACAGGAUUCACAGCCGUCCUCAGAAACUUUGGUGGAGGAAUCUAAGGAAGAAGCCAAGCCUGAACAAGAAUCAUCAACCACAUCAGAUGCUAAACUAUCUGAUGAUACAAAUGAAAAGAAAGAUGAUAAUGACCAAAAAGGCAAAAAGCGCAGGGCGUCUGCUGCCUUCAGUGAUGAACAAGACACAGAGUUUAAGGGAUUUGAACAGAGUGACUGUGACCUAACAGAGUUCAAUAAGAUUGUUGAUGAGGAUUGGAAAUUUUUACGGAGAUAUUCAACAGAUCAAGACUUUAAGGGGUUUGAUUCUAUUGAAAAUAGCAGCUUGUCUGCUUAUUCUGAAAUUUUAGAUAAUUGGCAGGCUCAUGUAUCAGAAGCUGUAAAGCUCGUCACUCCGAUAAGAAAAGUUUUGACCUUACCAUCAAAGAUUCCAAAACGACCCAGACAAGACACAGAUAGUUCAAGACCAUCAUCAGCCCUAUCGUCAAGAUCCGAAGGAGAUGGAGCAACAGAUGCCUCCUCGUCCCCGGCCAAGGGUGGCCGGCGGCCCACCGUGGAGAUGUCGUCGCCGCUUCUGCGCGUGCCCUUGGAGCGAGGCUGGAAACGGGAGCUGGUGUACCGAGCGGCGCUCGAUGCGCACUCGCGCCGCAACGCCGACAUCUACUACUACAUGCCCAGCGGGAAGAAGCUCAGAUCUACCAGAGAGGUGGCCGAAAAUCUGUCAGGCAGCGGUCUCACGUUGGACAACUUUUCGUUCUUCAAGGAACCUCUCGGUAUAGAUGACCCCGAAAAGGAAAUAAUUCGCGACGCCAAAGUGAUCCGUCGCGUGGAAUCUCCCGUGCCGCCGCCCACUCAGACGGUGGCGGACCUCAAACGCACUCCCAAACCCAAACCGCCCAAGGGAGCCAGCCCCGAGCCCGCGGUGAAGUCGCCGCCUGCCAAAAUCAAGGUGAAGUCGAUCGGGUCCCGCCUCAACAACAACAGCGCUCCCUCCACUCCGGCGACUCCGAAGCAGCCCAGACGCACGUCUCAGACGCAGCCCGCCGCGGACAACAACAACACGGCCUGGAAGAAACCUAGCGAGAAAGCGGGCCGUCGCGUGACGAACGGGGCUUCGCCGCCGCCGGCCGCUUCCCCCCGGCGGAGAGGAAGGACCAAAGCGGACGACACGGACUACUUCUCCAGCUUCUACGCGAGCGCCCGAGAGAAGAACUACGACGUCGCCCUUCAGAUUUUCCAAUACGUGGGCAUGCGAGACCUGGCCCGGUGCGCGCGCGUCUGCAAGCUCUGGCAGACGCUGACGGAUACGCCCGCGCUCUGGAGACAUGUCCGGAUGAAAAAUUCACACGUGAGCGAUUGGGGCGGGUUGUGCACGGUCUUGAAGAAGCGCUCCACGAAAUGGUUGGACUUACGGAAAAUGCUCCUGCCCUCGAACGACACCGUCUUCUGGGAUCGAUUCAUCGAGAGCGUCGGCACCGUGGAGACUCUGGAACGGUUGGAGCUGUGCCGUUGUCCGGCUCGCGUGGUGGAGGAGGUGUGUCGGCGGGUGAGCACGUUGCGCGCGCUGUGCGCCCCCGCCAUCUGCGACACCGUGCUCGACCCCGAACCCUUGGCCGAGCUGCCGAGGCUGGAGCUGCUGAGGCUGAAGAGUCUGAAAGGUCUGUCGCUGACGCGCAAUCUGCAACCUCUGAGCGCGCUGAGGGACCUGCAGCACCUGUCCCUCACGUCCAUAAAGGAGCUGGGCUGGUGCGCCUGCGAGGUGGUUGGCCAACUGGAUCGACUGGAGUCUCUGGAGCUGGGCGAGUGCUCGUUCGGCAGUCCGUUCGCCGCCGCGCUCGCGAAGCUCGUCCGCCUCCGCAGGCUGAGGCUGGAGAGGGGCGUCCCGCACUGCGCCGCGUCGGCGCUCUUGAAGGCCCUGGCGUCUCUGCCGAAGCUCACCAGAUUGGAGCUGGUCAACUUUGACGUCAAGGUGGGCUUCGACGAUGCGUUGGCGGAGUGCAAAAACAUUCAGAGACUACUCAUAAUACCGACCUACGUGUCGCAGUCGGCGACCACGAACAAGCAGGUGCUGAGCGGCGUGCUCCGGCUGAAAGACACCCUGACGCAUCUCAUGUGGGGCGUCACCAUAGAGUUGCUCCGCGUCACCGAGCUCUUCAUCGAUCAGUGCGAGGCCGGAGGGGAGGUGGAGGCCUCGGAGGGGCAGGGGGCGAGGAGGGAGCUCGGGGAGUGCAUACCCGUGCUGAAGCCCGUGCCCGGGUGUAGGCUGCCCGACGAUUUGAGACACGUCGCCGGCCCGCCUCAGGUGGAAAUCCUCCCCAUUCCCACGCUGCAGCGGCUCCUGUCGGCCCAGCUGCCGAACACGAAGCUGAAACUCCUGCGCAUCCCCUUCCACGCCACCUGGCGGCAGACGCUCGCGGACUUCCAGUAGCACGCGCCGUCCCGCCGCGGCCUCGGCGAGUGACACUUUUAUUUCGACAGAGGGAAACGAGACUCCGAUAUAGUUGCAAUUUAUCAGAUUAAAUAUUUUAUCCCUAUUACCACGAUUUUUAAUAAUUUCAUCGAAAUUACAAAGCAAACGGAGCCAUCUCUUUCUGUCGUGAGCGUAUGGUGGCUUCGAAGCCGUUUCUGGAUAAUUUUUACGGAUCAGAUAGAUUUGAGAUGCCUUUGUCAGAUGACUCAGACGAGACUAUCUUUAAAGUUAAAGUUCACAAAUAGAAAUAAAUUAUGUCGCGUGGUGAAAGUGAGAUCGUCGUCAGUCGUGAGCCUUGGCAAAGAUCGCGAUGCGGCUGCAAAAGUCGUCGGGACGUCAUGAACUGUGAUCGUUCGACUCCGGAUGGCGGAAUGUAACUUUUAAAUAUUCUUGUAAAUUUGGUGAAACGCAAUAAAUCCACUGUCACCUAGGGUGUUCGCUAGGUUUUAAGAAUAUAGCGAAAAUUAUUUUUAUCGAUAGUUUGCAAUUGAUAUACAUAAAAUGUAAAUAAUGUAGUAGGCGGCGUGCGUACGUUUAAAUUACUUUGUUCGCAAGUGCCUCGGAGACGUUCAUGCGAAACGUGUCUCUGCCCGAAGACAGAUGUAUGUACAUAAUAUAUAAACCGUAUACCGUGACUCGUGAUCGUUAAUGGCGAGUUUUAAAAUAUAUAAAUAAUUACAAAAUGUUUCGUCUCCGAAUACAGAAAAGCCGAGCUCGUCCGGUGUCGUCGAAAAUGUCGUAUACGUUUCGAAUCGGUCGAGGGCGGGUGGUUUUUUGUCUAUCGGGACGUUUUACUACUCCUUUUGUGUAUGCGUUUUUUUUACUCACGUCGGCGAUAACUGUGUAUACAUAGUUUUAUGUACUAUAGUUUUAUUUUUAUCCGUUCCGCUGUAUGGAAAAUAAUAUUUGACUAUAUUUUAGUUUAGAUUGCGAUGCAAGAAUAUAUUGUAAAAAUCUUCAAACGUCUCGCUUUUAUGUAACGGUCCGGCAUAUGUUAAAAUUGUGCAUAAAUUGUGUCGAUCCACUUUAAUAAAUAUUUUAAAUAAAUAGUUGGUACUUUGAUAGUGAUUAUUGGCGGCAAAAUAAAUUGUUGUCCUCGA